Messenger RNA from Oryzias melastigma (Indian medaka), 993 nucleotides. It is a transcript of the gene emc3, whose product is annotated as ER membrane protein complex subunit 3. Gene Ontology annotation, biological process: protein folding in endoplasmic reticulum. The record is from RefSeq and is a predicted model, not a curated record. Gene Ontology annotation, cellular component: membrane; EMC complex. Lineage: Eukaryota; Metazoa; Chordata; Actinopteri; Beloniformes; Adrianichthyidae.
UGAGACACAUUGUGCAUUCUCAGGAAUCAAUGAUCCAACCUGACACUGACUUCACCUCGACCAUGAGCCGCAGAGGCAGAAAUCUGCUGUCAUCUCGCAGCGAACACGGCGCUAUGGCAACCGCAGCGGCUCAGAACUGAUAGAUAUUGAUGCUAGUAUUUUACUACUUAUUUUAGUGAAUGUUUUUUGUUUGUCUGGACCCGGAAAAGGCCUCUGGAAGUGGUGGCGUCUCGGACACUCUUCGGCUGCGGUGAUCCAGACAUCAGGAAGACGGUUAGCUAGUAGCUGACAUUCGCACGGCAUUAGCGUUAGCUCUUUCCAAGUGUUGCUGGUGAAAUGGCGGAACCGGAGCUCCUGCUGGACUCCAACAUCAGACUGUGGGUAGUGCUGCCCAUCGUCUUCAUCACUUUCCUCGUCGGGGUCAUUCGCCACUACGUGUCCAUUCUGCUGCAGAGCGACAAAAAGUUGACAUUAGAACAAGUUUCUGACAGCCAGGUUCUGAUUCGGAGCAGAAUCCUCAGGGAGAAUGGAAAGUACAUUCCUAAACAGUCUUUUCUAAUGAGGAAAUUCUACUUCAAUAAUCAAGAGGAUGGAUUUUUUAAGAAGACCAAAAGAAAAGUGGUUCCUCCUUCUCCCAUGACAGAUCCCAGCAUGCUGACUGACAUGAUGAAAGGGAACGUCACCAAUGUGCUUCCCAUGAUCCUCAUUGGCGGCUGGAUCAACUGGACUUUUUCAGGAUUUGUUACGACGAAGGUUCCCUUUCCCCUCACCUUACGAUUUAAGCCCAUGCUGCAGCAGGGAAUAGAGCUGCUCUCUCUGGAUGCUUCCUGGGUGAGCUCUGCUUCCUGGUAUUUUCUGAACGUGUUUGGUCUUCGGAGCAUGUAUUCAUUAAUUUUAGGCCAAGAUAACGGUGCAGACCAGUCCAGGAUCAUGCAGGAGCAGAUGAGCGGGGCGGCCAUGGCCAUGCCUGCAGACACAAACAAAGCUUUUAAA